AUGAGGACGGUGUUCACCGACGGUCAGACCAAACACCUGGAGGCGCUGUUCGAGCUCACAGACUACCCGACGGUGGAGGCGCGCGCGGAGGUGGCGAGGAGCACCGGGCUGAACGAGGAGACGGUCAGGGUGUGGUUUAAGAACCGCAGGGCCAGGAGGAAGCGGCAGCGCAGCGGGUCAAAGGUCAACUCUCCUUCCCCCUGUGCUGCAGCAGAGAUGAGACUUGUCUCCUCUAUUCUCUGAAUCCACAUAGAUUCUUCACCUGCU
This is a messenger RNA of Solea solea (common sole), 267 nucleotides long. It is a transcript of the gene dharma, whose product is annotated as dharma. Gene Ontology annotation, molecular function: DNA-binding transcription factor activity, RNA polymerase II-specific; RNA polymerase II cis-regulatory region sequence-specific DNA binding. Gene Ontology annotation, cellular component: nucleus. The transcript is spliced from 2 exons. NCBI's taxonomy places the organism in Eukaryota, Metazoa, Chordata, Actinopteri, Pleuronectiformes, Soleidae. Gene Ontology annotation, biological process: regulation of transcription by RNA polymerase II. Bases 1 to 243 code for a protein of 80 amino acids. The record is from RefSeq and is a predicted model, not a curated record.